AGGAUUGCUUAAACCAACCCCAAAAGGGAGUAAAGAGAAAGAGAGAAAGAAGUAAUGGCGACCAUGGAGAACACAAUGUUCUUGGUAUUUGUUUUUGUUGCUUUGAUCACCAAGGAAGCCUUAGCAGCCCAACAUGCUGUUGGGGGAAGCCAAGGUUGGGAUGAAUCCACAGACUUCGACACAUGGGCAAAAGGCCAAACAUUCAAAGUUGGCGAUCAACUUGUUUUCAAGUACGCCUCAGGGCUGCACAGUGUUGUUGAAGUUGCUAGUGAGAGUGCGUACAAGAACUGUGACCUUGGUAGUGCACUAAACUCCAUGAAUGGUGGCAGCAAUGUAGUCAAAUUGAACAAGGCUGGCACACGCUACUUUGCUUGUGGCACAUUAGGCCACUGCAACCAAGGCAUGAAAGUAAAGAUUAAGACAGUCACUGGGAAUGCACCCUCUUCUCCAGCUCCAUCUUCAACUUCUGAUGCUCCCGGCCCUUCCCAAUCUUCUGCUUCAUUUGUUAUGGCUGUUGCAGUACUGUUAGCCACAUUUAUGCUUUAUGUGUUCUAAGGAUUUGAAGGCUGGGUUUGCUGAUUCACCGGCAGUCCUGUCCAGGGAUGUAACUACUUUUCGGUUUGAUAUUAAUUAAGGGAGUAAUUACAGUAUUGUAUAUGAGUUGAAAAAACAAAGACAUCACAUAUUCAUUGCUUGAUUAUGAUUGAAAGAGUACUGGUGAAUAAGAAUGGCUGGGGUUGCUUUAACCCUGGCCUGGUUUUUGUAGUAUAUGUCAAGUGAUGAACCUAGUUUGUUGCACAUUUGAUUUACAAUUAAAUGAAGUCAAAAUUCAUACUGAAUA
This is a messenger RNA of Alnus glutinosa, 841 nucleotides long. RefSeq names its product mavicyanin. Lineage: Eukaryota; Viridiplantae; Streptophyta; Magnoliopsida; Fagales; Betulaceae. The coding region runs from base 55 to 555 and encodes 166 amino acids. Gene Ontology annotation, molecular function: electron transfer activity. Gene Ontology annotation, cellular component: plasma membrane. The record is from RefSeq and is a predicted model, not a curated record. The transcript is spliced from 2 exons.